AUGAGGACAGCAAAUAUUCUUAUGAUUACUCGUGCGAUUUCUUCAAGGCAACGGAAAAAAUGCAUCGAUGAAAGUAAAUCGCUCACUCAAAUAGAGCAUAUUACAGAUAAUGAGAAUAUUGCAUCGCAGCCCUCAAUAACACAGCUAACGAUGGCAGAUGUCAAAAAACGUCUAAAAAAAUAUCGGGAAGAUUUUUUCGAAGAACAAAUAGAUACAAUUAGUGAGAAACAAAAAAUUAUGGACGACAAAAAAAUUUUUAAAAUCACAAAAAAACCUGAAGUUAGUGAGGAACACAUUUUGGAAGAAACUGAAAAAGUUACAAAUAUUUAUGAUGAAAAGCAGGAAGAAACAUUCGAACCUGUAAUUAAGAAGGAAAAAAUCUUCGAAGAGAAACUUCCUAAACAUGAAGAAGUUGAAUACGAAUAUGAAGCUGCUCGUGAACUUGCUAGAAGUCCCGAAGUUAGUGAAGAAUCUAUUCCGGAAAAGAUUAAGGAAGUUGCUGUUGCUCUUGAAGAAAAACCAGAGGAAAUAAUUGAACCAUUAGUAAGUAAAGAAAAGCUUUUCGAAGAAGAGAUAGAGAAAAUUCCCCGAAAGGAAGAAGUUGAAUUUAAAUAUGAAUAUGAAGUUGAAUAUGAAUAUGCUGCUCGUGAACUUGCUAGAAGUCCCGAAAAAAUUCCUGGAAAGGAAGAAGUUGAAUAUGCGGUCGAUGUUUACGCAAAAGCUGUAAGACCUGAAGUUAGUGAAGAAUUUAUUCCGGCAGAAGAAGAAUUUGAGCCUGUAAUAACUAAAGAGAAGAUUUUCGAGGAAGAGCUAAUGAAAAUUCCUGGAAAGGAAGAAAUUGAAUAUGAAUAUGAAGCUGCUCGUGAACUUGCUAGAAGUCCCGAAGUUAGUGAAGAAUCUAUUCCGGAAAAGAUUAAGGAAGUUGCUGUUGCUCUUGAAGAAAAACCAGAGGAAAUAUUUGAACCAUUAGUAAGUAAAGAAAAGGUUUUCGAAGAAGAGAUAGGGAAAAUUCCAGGAAAGGAAGAAGUUGAAUAUGCGGUCGAUGUUUACGCAGAAGCUGUAAGACCUGAAGUUAGUGAAGAAUUUAUUCCGGCAGAAGAAGAAUUUGAGCCUGUAAUAACUAAAGAGAAGAUUUUCGAGGAAGAGCUAAUGAAAAUUCCUGGAAAGGAUGAAUAUGAAUAUGAAUAUGCUGCUCGUGAACUUGCUAGAAGUCCCGAAGUUAGUGAAGAAUCUAUUCCGGAAAAGAUUAAGGAAGUUGCUGUUGCUCUUGAAGAAAAACCAGAAGAAAUAUUUGAACCAUUAGUAAGCAAAGAAAAGCUUUUCGAAGAAGAGAUAGAGAAAAUUCCUGGAAAGGAAGAAGUUGAAUAUGCGGUCGAUGUUUACGCAAAAGCUGUAAGACCUGAAGUUAGUGAAGAAUUUAUUCCGGCAGAAGAAGAAUUUGAGCCUGUAAUAACUAAAGAGAAGAUUUUCGAGGAAGAGCUAAUGAAAAUUCCUGGAAAGGAAGAAGUUGAAUAUGAAUAUGAAGCUGCUCGUGAACUUGCUAGAAGUCCCGAAGUUAGUGAAGAAUCUAUUCCGGAAAAGAUUAAGGAAGUUGCUGUUGCUCUUGAAGAAAAACCAGAGGAAAUAUUUGAACCAUUAGUAAGUAAAGAAAAGGUUUUCGAAGAAGAGAUAGGGAAAAUUCCAGGAAAGGAAGAAGUUGAAUAUGCGGUCGAUGUUUACGCAGAAGCUGUAAGACCUGAAGUUAGUGAAGAAUUUAUUCCGGCAGAAGAAGAAUUUGAGCCUGUAAUAACUAAAGAGAAGAUUUUCGAGGAAGAGCUAAUGAAAAUUCCUGGAAAGGAAGAAAUUGAACGCGAUGUUGUAGGUAUCGCUGAACUUACAAGUGCCGUAAUUAGUGAAGAAUCUAGUUUAGUUGUGUUUAAGCAUGCUGCAGAUGAUUUUGGAAAAAGAGUGGAAGAAAUAUCCGCGUCUUUGGUUGGUGCAGUUUUGGAGGGAAAGCUUGAAUUAUCCUCUGGACGAGAAGAUGCUGAAAUUGUGUUUUGCGAUUUUGAUAGAAGUCGUGAGUUUAGUGAUGACUCAAUUCCUGAUGAAUCAAGUGAUAUUAUUGUUCAUGAGCGAUUUGCUAGUACAAUUGACUUUGAUGAACAGACGGCAGAACAGAAUGCUCGAGGCCUAACGACUGAACCAACUAUACGAGAAAGUGAUGGAAAUGAAGAAGAUAACGGCGAACCUCUAGCGUAUUCGGAAGAUAAUACAGGAACUCGAGAAACUCGAGAGGAAGACAUGACAGAAAGAGAAAAAUUAUUACUAAUUAGAAAUGCCAAAAGCAAUGAAGAAAGUAUAUCAUUUGGAGAAAAACUAAAAAGUUUUGGAAAAAGAACAGGGAUAGUUAUUGGUGGAGUAGUUGCAGCUCCCAUAGCACUAGCAGCUCUAAGUACAAAGUUAGCUUACGAUUAUGCAACAAAGGAAUCUGAAGAGGAAAAAUUGGUCCCUGAAAGGGAAUAUGAAAAACAGAUAUUCCCCGAACGUAUAAAGGAAACUGGCAUCAGUGAGGAACCUAGUCCGGAUAAGACUCGAUUAGUUACCACUUUUGAUAGAAAACCAAAAGAAGAAACAAUGGUUCCCAGAACGGAAAAACAGAUUUCUGAUGAAGAACUGGAUCUGAGAGGUACAAAAGAUGUAGAAGAAAGUGAAUAUGAAACGCCAGUUUUCGAAGAGGAAUUAAUUAGGAGAACUGAAAUCAGUGAGGAACCUAGUCCGGAUGAGACUCGAUUAGUUACCACUUUUGAUAGAAAACCAGAAGAAGAAGCAAUGGUUCCUAAACCGGAAAAACAGAUUUCAGAAGAAGAACUGGAUCUGAGAAGUACAAAAGGUGAGGAAGAAAGUGAAUAUGAAACGCCAGUUUUCGAAGAGGAAUUAAUUAGGAGAACUGAAAUCAGUGAAGAACCUAGUCCGGAUGAGACUCGAUUAGUUACCACUUUUGAUAGAAAACCAGAAGAAGAAGCAAUGGUUCCUAAACCGGAAAAACAGAUUUAUGAGAUUUCUGAUGAAGAACUGGAUCUAACAGGUAGAAAAGAUUUAGAAGAAAGUGAAUAUGAAACACCUGUCUUCGAAGAGGAAUUAACUAGGAGGAUUGAAAUCAGUGAGGAACCUAGUCCGGAUGAGACUCGAUUAGUUACCACUUUUGAUAGAAAACCAGAAGAAGAAACAAUGGUUUCUAAAUCGGAAAAACCGAUUUCUGAUGAAGAAAUAGAUCUUGAGGGCCAGAGAGAUAUUGAAGCAAGUAUUACGAAUGUUUUUCAUGAAUCGAUAAGGACAACUGAAAUUAGUAGGAAGCCCAGUCCAAAAAUAAUAAUGGAAAACGCAGAGUUUAUUCCAGGUGAAGCUGAAGAGAAAGAUGAAUUUGCAGUGAUAUUACCGGGAUUUUCUUACGAGAGGAUGAAGGAUAGGUCGAGUUAUGAUAAAGAUUUUCCUCUUGAUUUCCAUGAACAAGAACAAAGCACUUCUGGCCUAGAAUAUGGAAAUGAAAUGGACAAAAUUCAUGAUUAUGCAAGCAUGGAACCGAGUUAUUCUGGAGAAGGAUUCCAGAGGGAUGAUGAAUUAGAUGUAAAAGAGCAAGAGCAUCUUCCAUCUUCGUUUGGUGAAAAAUUAAAAGAUUUUGCGAAGACUGCAGGUAUGAUGGCAGGAAGCGUAAUUGCUGCACCUGUUGCAUUAACCGCUGUUGGAGCUUCAAAAGUAUACGAUUAUGCAAAGAAAGCUAGGCAUUCUGAACCAUUGCUUGAAGCAGAUAUGGAAGGACGUGAAGAGAUUUUAGAACGUGAUGUCGACGUGGCUAAAGGAAUAGCGGCUAUUUCUGCUGAUUUCACCGAAUCUGAAGACACUGAAAAAUAUAGAACAUCGGAACCUGAAGAAGAAAUGGAAGAAGGAACGUGGCCAUCAACGGCCACUUUACCGAUUUCUAUAAGUUUAGAUCGAUAUGAAGAAGAUGAGUCCAAAAUAGCUGUAAAACCAAGUGAAUUCGAUAAAGUUCGUUUACCUCAUUUUGUGAAUGAUCAAAAAAUUCAAAAAUACGAAAGCGAAAUACCUCAAGAAGAAAUUUACUUUCCUGAAAUUCCUGGAAAAGAAUCUGAACAACAAAAAUGUAAGCAAUUUGAAAAGUUUUAUGAAGACGAAUAUGAUACUACUAAGAUGAUUUUCACUGAUAAAGUAAUCAAUGAAAAAGAAGAACGAACCGAUACAGAGGAAGAUACUGAACGUAUGUCACCGUUUGAAAUUAUUGAUAAAACUGAUAUUCCAAUCAGUGAUGAACAAUUAUUUGAAGAAAGAAAAAUACUAGAAACUGAUGAUUUUUACGAUGAAACUUUUGAAAAAAUUGAAAAAGACGAAAUUCAAGACGAGAAAAAAGAUGAAUCGCAAUAUCUUACUGAAAUUCAAUUUACUGAUAUUAUUGAUAAAGCAAUUGAUAAGGAUUUUGAUGAGAAAAGCGAUAAUGAAUCGGAAAUUUCAUCAAUUAUUCUAAAUCGUGUUAUUAAUUUAUGUGCAAAACAAUUAAUUGAUGAAGUAUUAAAAGAAAUUAGUGAAUUAUUUUUUGAAAAUGAUGAAAAUGAAUUUUAUGCAAUAACAACAAAAAGUUGUUCAAGUAAAAUUAUCGAACACGAAGAUGAUUAUCAAACGGAUUUACAAGAAAAACUCGAUUUAUUAGCUAUGGAAAGUCAAAAAAUACAUUUUAAUAGUUUUGAUAAAAAUUUUAAUGAAUCCAUUCGAAGUGAAAUCGAAAAAGAGAAAGUAGAUGAAAUUUAUAGUAGUGAAAUUAGUGAAAUGAUAAAUGAUAUAAUACAAAAAGCCGAAGAAAAUUUGUCGAAUUCCGAUUCAGCAACAUUUAAAACGGCUAUUUCAACGAAUUAUGAGACUUGUGUCACCUCACAAGAUGAUACAUUCGAAACAGCGCUUGGCUCACAAGAAUCGGAUUAUACAACAGCUCCUAGUGGCGAUAGUGAUAUAAGUGAUACGAGAUAUGGAAGUGUCACACCAAUUGCAAUGGUAUCACCUGUACAAUCUGAUAGAAAUUUUAUUGCAUUACAAGAUAUUGAAGAUUUUAUUCCAACUAAUUCAAAAAGUUCCACGCCAGAUGCACAUGAGAUAGUACUUAUGACAACGGAUGAUUAUGAAGAAGAUGAUGAUGAAAAAAUUCAUUCAGCUGUAAGUGGAUCUUUAAUUGCACCACGUAUGGAUCCAGGAAGACCAAUUUCACCAAUACCACCACCUGCUUUAAUCGAAGAAGAAGAGAAUGAUAUUGAUAUCGUUGAAACUAUGAAAAUUGCUUAUCAUUUCCAGAAACCUCAAGUUGCUGAAGAUGCUACGAUAGAAAAGUAUCCAUCUCAAGAGGAAAGCUUCAUAUCGAAGGAUAUCCCCAUUGUUACUUCGAUGAGUACCACAGAAAAGUCUCAAAUUAUAAAGCGGAUACCAUCAGAUGAUAUGAUUCAUGAAAAAGCAAUGGAUUUAGAAAAAGAUCUAAUUCGUCGAUAUUCUGAUAUUUCGUCAUCAAGUCGUGCAGAUACGGUGAUUUGUAAAGAUAGUGUUGAACCUCAAUCGACUAGUAAUAUUGAUCAAAUUACAUCAACAGCAAUCACUGAUAUGCCAUGUGAUUCAUUAGAUUCACUUGAUAAAAUCUCUAUAAAAAGUAGUAGUAGUAGUGGUAAACGUUAUAGUACAUCUCGACGAAGUAGUAAUGGUUCACGAAAGAGUCCAUUCGAAGAACCACAAACAUUUAUUGAACGUCUUACACCUGAACUUAAAAUUAUUUUCACCGAAAAUGAUCAAGAAUCAUCAAAAUCACCACCAAUAAGUUGCCUUUCACCUGAACAAGAAUUUGAUAAUUAUUCAUCGAAAGAUUUAUCAGUACAUACUUCUGAAAUUCAAUUAGAAACAGUCGAUGAAGAACCUGAGGAAAUUGAUUCGCUAAAUGGACGAAGUGGUUCCUCUUCAAAUGGUCAAACAAUUGAUUCGAUUAUUAUGGCUAAAUAUAAGCAUAUUUCAAGUGAUAAUGUUUCAGAAACAAGUUUACAAGAAUUUGAAAGAAUUGAAAGAGAUGUUAUGAAUAAAGGUGAAUCGAGUUUAAGUGGAAGCGAAAUGGAACUUUAUAUUGCUAGUAAAUUAAAAACAACAACAAAUGGUUCAACAAGUUCAUUAGCUGAAUUUGAGCGUUUAGAACGAGAAGUUAGCGAAAUAUCACCACAAGAAGAAAUUAUGAUUCUUUCGGAUAUACGUGAAGAAUCUGAAAUUGAAUCGGAAAUGAGUACGCAAGAUGAUGAUGACGAUGAAUCUGAUUCGAUACCUGAAGUUAAAUCAAUUCCAGUAAGAGAUGAUACAUUAGUAAUUACACCAAUCGCUUCACCAACUGAUAGUAUUGAAAAAGAUUUUGUAAAUGUAAUUCCAGAAUUACUUGAAACGAGUACAGAUUCAUUAGAACUUUGCUCAUCAUCAAUGAUUUCUCAUUUUAUUCCUAUUGAUAAACAUUUAUCAACUGAUUAUGAAAUAAUUGAUAAAACACGUGAAAAUCUACAUGAUUCACUUGAAAAUAUCAUGCAAGAUAAAGAUUCUGUUCUUGAAGGAGCAAGUAGUCAAGAAAUGGCAAGUCAAGAUACUCAAUUAGUAUUAAGUGGUGAUACAUAUCAAGAAUAUCAAGAUGAGGAUAAAGAUUCGUUAGUUGGUGAUAUGGAUACUAUGUUAGGUGAAUAUCCGACAACUUUAACAACAUAUGAAACUGUACAAUUAAAAGAAGAUGGAUCAGUGGAAAAAAUUUAUAGACAGGUACUAACUCGUGUACGAGAUCCAAUUAUAAGUCAUGUUCAAUUCACUGGUACAGAAAAUGAACAGCGUUUACGUGAAUUAGUUCGUGAAGAAGAAUAUGAAACAAUGGAUUCAGAGGGUAAUGUGACAAGAACAAUAUUACAUCGUACUUCCAUACCAAAGAAAGAAGAUGAAGCAAAAAAAUGGUACGCCAAUGUAUAA
Dracunculus medinensis (Guinea worm) is the source of this 7008-nucleotide messenger RNA. Lineage: Eukaryota; Metazoa; Nematoda; Chromadorea; Rhabditida; Dracunculidae. The record is from the annotation of a GenBank genome assembly.